CCCCACCCCUGCCGCACAGCGCUUGGCUUUCUAGCCGCGCCGCGGAGAAAGCCUAGAAGCUCACAGCGCGCCUUGCAGCCCGGGUGCAGUCCAGCGACGCGGGACGCCUGGCGACCCGGGAGGAGUAGGUUCAAAUCUGAGGAAGACAUAACCUUUUGUGAGCCCAGUUUCCUGUGGUCCUGUUAGUCUCUGAGACACUGCUCACCUGAGGGUCCCCAGGGUUCCAGCUGAGUGGACCAAGUGUGCGGUUUCAGCAGGAGCUUGAAGAGGGGGCGUCAGAGCACCAGAGCAAGAGCCCUCUGGGGCCUCGGGCAGGAUAUUGAAGCUGGCACCGUCACGGACUAUGAGUGAAUUUUGGCACAAACUGGGAUGCUGUGUGGUCGAGAAACCCCAACCACAGAAGAAGAGAAGGCGGAUUGACCGGACCAUGAUUGGGGAACCAAUGAAUUUUGUCCAUCUGACCCAUAUUGGCUCUGGGGAGAUGGCGGCUGGAGACGGACUUGCUAUGACAGGUGCAGUUCAGGAACAGAUGAGGUCCAAGGGAAACCGUGACAGGCCUUGGAGUAAUUCUAGGGGCUUAUAGCUCCCAUAGAAAUAAAUGGUUCUGCCAUCUUGAAGUUCCAGCUCUGUCCAGCCCAGAAGAAAUGCUGCCCUUGCCUGAUCCCUGCUAGGACUUGUAGAAUCCAAGGGUCCCUCUUUUCCCCUCCGCCUAACAGUGCCUCUGAGGUGUGGGGGCUGGACUCCUUCUCCUCUCUCUGGCUGUCACCCCUCCUGGAGAUGGGUCAAGGCAGCAGGAUUGACCAAGUGGCCGCUGGCUGGCCAGAGGAGCUCAGCAGACACUGUGGACACCCAAGAUCUGAGAGAGGAGUUCUUUGGGAAUCAGGGAUGAGUUUCCUUCUCCUAAAUGAUGGUCUGGGUGCUGACUGUUUUUCAACCCUUAGCCUGGAACUCCUUAAAAGGGGUAGAGUAGGUAGGUGAGAAUGCCAAAGCUGGCUUUUCUGAGAAGCUCUCUACCUCCUUGCCUUUCCCUUUCCUCCUGUGAUGACCCAAAGCAGACAUCAAGCAGGGGCUUGGAGGGUAACACUGCCCAGUCCACUCUCUUCAGACUGCAGACCUUCAACUCAUAUCCCCUCAUUCACUCUCUGCUGACACCAGGGUCUUUCUCUAAUCCUGUUUCUGUAGCAUUACUAGCUUCGCAGUAGCAGUCCUUUUUUCUUUUAACUAAAAUUUUAAUUUAAGAUGAUUAAUUACCCCACCCAGCUUUUCCAUCUUUUAACUCUGUCCCUAUUACUGUUUCCCAUUGAGCAAGAGUUGUGGUGGAUCUUAAUUGUCAACAUUCCAUUUAAGUCUUGGGGGAUCUGGCCCAAUCUCUGCCAACCUCCCUGCUGGCCCAGGUGAGAGAUGUAAGAGGGGUCUGAAGAGAAAGCCAGAGAGCAAAAAGAGGAGUUACAUCAAGGUGCACUUCCUGACCAUGGUGAGGUAAAUAGGUUGAAAACUACCAUCUGGGUGUGUAAGACCCUUAAAGCACAGGAGUGAGGAGAGGCAGAGCAAGGCAUCUCAAUAAGACAUGUUUGCCCUUGUGGGCUGGACAGUUCUGUAUACCAGAGGGCUGUUUUGUGAUUAGAUGUUUAGCAGCAUCUCUGGCCCAUUCUAGUUUUGGCAACCAAAAAUACUUUCAGAAACUGCCAAAUGUUUCCUAGGGGCAAAAUUACCCAAGGCUGAGAAAUCCCAGCUCUGAAGUCAAGGCACUUUUGGAUGGACUAGGACUGUUGUAAGCUCAGGAAAACAUAUAAUCUGUAUUCCGUGUGUUCUUUUGCCGUGUGGCUUCAAGUCUCCACGGUGGACAUGUACUACACUUCUUCCUUGCAGUGUGGAGACAGGAACAGGCUGUACUGGGGUUGGAGAAAGGGCAAGUAAAAGCAGCAGAGAUGCACGCCCUUGUUCCCCUCCCCAAGCGCUCAGCUCUGUUCCUCUGUUCCCCAGCCGCAGAACCAGACACAAAUAAGACUCAGGGAGUUUUGUCUGAAGAUCAGGACCCACCCCCAGCUAGCUGCAGUGUGCUCUGGAUGGGAAAGCAAUGGAGGACCAGGGUCUUUAGGCACUUUGUUUUCUCAGGUGUUCUUUGUUCUGGCCCUUUCUUUUCAGGGUGAUUAGGAAGGCAGAACAAAGACAGAUGAGCCCCUGCCCGCUCUGCGGCAGAAAUGCUGGGGUCUCGGCCCUGGCAGAGUCAGAACCGUGGAGUUGGAUCCACUCUGCUUAUUCCAUCCAGCUAUCUGUUUUGCUCCCAUCUCUAGUAAUGAAGUUUUUCAAAUGUCAUUGCACAGUUUUCAGGGUCUGCAUUCCCAAUUACUCUCAGUUCGGUCAAGUUAGUUGCUCUAAUGAAAAUGGCCCACCUUGUUGCCCUAGGAGUUAGCAGCUGAGGGUAGACUGGGGAUGCAAAAGGGGACGGGGUAAGGCAGAAAGGUGGAACUCCUCUCUCCAGCCUCACCUAAUAUCUAUUCUUUGGUGCUCUCUUGCCUCGAGCCACCUUCUCUAACAUACAUGGGGUUGAGAGUCAUAAUUUAUAUUAAGAAUUUGUUGGACUUUUAAAUAAUUUUUCAAAUAAAAAAUGUAAGCAAA
Molecule: messenger RNA, 2619 nt
Organism: Octodon degus (degu)
Lineage: Eukaryota; Metazoa; Chordata; Mammalia; Rodentia; Octodontidae
Gene: Cdc42se1
Product: CDC42 small effector 1
Exons: 5
Coding region: 344-583 (79 amino acids)
Biological process (GO): regulation of Rho protein signal transduction
Cellular component (GO): plasma membrane
Molecular function (GO): small GTPase binding
Source: RefSeq, a predicted model, not a curated record